AUGUCCACCUCUCGUGCCACUUCAGCCAAGCAGGUUACUUGGUUGUCGAAAGUGAUUGGAGGUUACGUCUUUGACUAUGAUUACUACAGAGAUGAUUUCUACAACCGGUUGUUUGAUUACCACGGCCGUGUCCCCCCACCACCCCGUGCAGUGAUUCCCCUGAAGCGUCCCCGUGUGGCUGUGACAACAACUCGCAGAGGCAAAGGAGUAUUCUCCAUGAAAGGAGCAUCACGAUCCACCUCAAGUGGGGCUUCUUCCUCAGGAUCCAAAUCACCCACCUGUCUUCCCCUGCCCCUUAUGUGGAGUGAUACUGUCCUUGGAAGCGCCACUGGAAGAGGAAGAGAAAGAUCAG
This is a messenger RNA of Merops nubicus (carmine bee-eater), 352 nucleotides long. RefSeq names its product RNA-binding Raly-like protein. The annotation marks the transcript as partial. Gene Ontology annotation, molecular function: RNA binding. NCBI's taxonomy places the organism in Eukaryota, Metazoa, Chordata, Aves, Coraciiformes, Meropidae. The transcript is spliced from 4 exons. Gene Ontology annotation, cellular component: nucleus. The record is from RefSeq and is a predicted model, not a curated record.